AUGUCCGGGCCGGGUAGUACCAGUGCGAUGAGGGGGAGUUGUACGGAUUCGGGUGUGACAUUGAAUACCGUCUCUUCUCCUGAGUCUAGGCCUGCUGCUACGGUGCCACUGCAGCAGAUCAAGAUGAGUCUGGGAUCAGGCGAUAUGGUUGUUAUGCGCGGGGCGACGCAGUCGAAUUGGUUGCAUAGUAUUCCUAAAAGGAAGGGGAAGGCUGGGGAGGCGACGAGGGGGCGGAUUAAUAUCACCUUUCGGCGGGCUGUUGUUCCUGGCGGGACCAAUAAUUAUUAUCAUUAUAAUGUUGGUAGUGGGGGGAUGUAUCGGUGGGAUGAGGUUGCGAGGGAGAUGGUUCUGCAGGAUAGCAAGGUAUAG
This is a messenger RNA of Penicillium mononematosum, 369 nucleotides long. RefSeq lists its product as uncharacterized. The transcript has a single exon. Gene Ontology annotation, biological process: DNA repair. NCBI's taxonomy places the organism in Eukaryota, Fungi, Ascomycota, Eurotiomycetes, Eurotiales, Aspergillaceae. The coding region runs from base 1 to 369 and encodes 122 amino acids. The record is from RefSeq and is a predicted model, not a curated record.